Messenger RNA from Hydractinia symbiolongicarpus, 2743 nucleotides. RefSeq names its product mucin-2-like. NCBI's taxonomy places the organism in Eukaryota, Metazoa, Cnidaria, Hydrozoa, Anthoathecata, Hydractiniidae. The transcript has 6 exons. The record is from RefSeq and is a predicted model, not a curated record. The coding region runs from base 540 to 2723 and encodes 727 amino acids.
AUAUUAGGUAAAAUAAUUCUAGUUUCAUUUUAUAAACUUCAGAGCAAUUAAUCUAAGUGUAUCCGACAUAUAAAAAAAUUCUAAUGUCAUGCAAUUUUCACGUCAAGAAGUCUCACAUAGCAGACAAUAGGGCUAUUUAUAAAUGUCUCCUUAUACUAAACGAAACUACAUAAAAAACAAUAAAAGUGAAAAUUAUUAUUUGAUUAUUGUACAAAAGGGAAACUUAUUAUACAAAAAUUAUACAAUUGUAAAAAGAAAACAUUCUGUUCCAAAAUUUUAGAAACAUACUUAUUUGGCCUAAAAAUGCAGAUUAAAAACAGUUGCACCAUUUUAAUAAAUUGUAAAAAAACAAAAAACUUCAAGAUAUUAACCAAACAAGUCUUGUACAACUUUUAGGUUUCACUUUUGGUCCUUAACCCAUAGCUACAAAAACAUAAUUUCGUUUCACUUUACUGGAGAAUAAAUUAAAUAAUUAUAAAUUUGCUUAUUUCACUCUCGAGCAGGGAUUAGAAAAUACAGGUGGUGUUUCAAACUGUGAAAUGAACAACAGCAAGUUAAAUGUGCUUGUGUAUAUUUGCUUAUGCUUGUUUUUUUUAAAUACAUUCUUGCAGCAAAAAAUUCGAGUUCAGAGAUAUGAAGGACCAGACACAUUUACAGGAUUGGAAUGCAAUAAAAGUAGAUAUUCUUACAAAGAUGAAGAUAAUGGAGGUUGCAAAUGUUUUCAUACCCAACCAACCUUCAGUUCAUAUGGAAAACAUCAAAUAGGAUGCUAUGAUAAAUCUAUUCGAAAGAACCCAGAUAUUAAGCAUGAGUUUAUAACUGUAAACAAUGUAACAACGCAGAUCAAAACUAAUUUAUGUGAAUUAAACAAAAUUGAAAAAAUCUUUGUCUGGAAUGUGACUCAUAACGUUGGUAGAUGGGAUGAAUAUGCAGAAAUGAAAGAUGCUGUAAAAACAAAUGCAAUAAACAUUACCAUCACAAAAAGAAAGAAAUGGGAUGGACUGCUUGUUCAUUUUUUGUAUUCUUGUAAAACAAAUAUUUCAACUGAUAUCACAUAUUAUAACACUGGAAGUUGUUUAGUGAAAUUCACUGGAAAUAUAGAAUAUCUUUUACCAAGUGAGCUUUUUGGGUUACAUUCAAUAUCAACUAGCAAACCAACACAAACUUUCUUAACAUCAUCAUCAACAACAAAGCUUACACAAACAACACAAAAAAACGCAACAAUACUAGGAACAGUGACUGCAACAAAAACAAUAUCAAAAACAGCAACAGCAGCAGCAACAACAGAAACAACAACAAAAACAACAACAACGACAAAAACAACGACAACAGCAACAGCAAAAACAACAACACCAGCAAUAACAACAACAACAACAACAACAGAAAAACAAGCACAUAACAAGUUAACAACAACAACAAACACAACAACAGUGGUAAAAGACAAAAGAAAUGAUGAUGACAAACAAAAUAUUGGAAUCAUUGUUGGGAUAAUAGUUGUUGUGAUACUAAUACUAGUUGCUUUGGUCUUCUGUUUUAUUUGGAGACAAAAGAGAACGACAUUUGUAGAUGACACCAAGGAACCACUGCAUGCCCAAUAUAUUCCAAGUAAAACAUGUGGCCAAAAUCUUGAUAUGAAUAUUCUUCAUCUUACACCAAAAGAAGACAACAUAACAUUUUCACCACAAAAGAUUAAGACAGAUUAUGACAGCCCUAAGAAAGCAGUUGUUACUGAUGAGUAUACACAGGCAGAAAAACAAAAGGAAACAAGUGAAAACGACACAAAAACAAACCAAAAUGAAGAUCCUGAUUAUUACAGCACAGCUGCAUGUGCAAUACCAAUCGUCACUGAUGAAUACGCGCAAGUACAUAAACAUCAUGAUGAAUCAAAGAAUAAGUAUCAACAACCAAGUGACAACAACGCAUUAACAAACCAAAAUGAAGAUCCUGAUUAUUACAGCACAGCUGCAUGUGCAAUACCAAUCGUAACUGAUGAAUACGCACAAGUGCAAAAACAUAAUGACGAAUCAAUGAAUGACUAUCAACAACCAAGUGAGAAUGACACAACAACAAACCAAAAUGAAGAUCCUGAUUAUUACAGCACAGCUGCCUGUGCAAUACCAAUCGUUACGGAUGAAUACGCACAAGUGCAUAAACAUAAUGAUGAAUCAAUGAAUGACUAUCAACAACCAAGUGAGAAUGACACAACAACAAACCAAAAUGAAGAUCCUGAUUAUUACAGCACAGCUACAUGUGCAAUACCAAUCGUCACUGAUGAAUACGCACAAGUGCAAAAACAUAAUGACGAAUCAAUGAAUGACUAUCAACAACCAAGUGAGAAUGACACAACAACAAACCAAAAUGAAGAUCCUGAUUAUUACAGCACAGCUGCAUGUGCAAUACCAAUCGUCACUGAUGAAUACGCACAAGUGCAAAAACAUAAUGCCGAAUCAAUGAAUGACUAUCAACAACCAAGUGAGAAUGACACAACAACAAACCAAAAUGAAGAUCCUAAUUAUUACAGCACAGCUGCAUGUGCAAUACCAAUCGUAACUGAUGAAUACGCACAAGUGCAAAAACAUAAUGACGAAUCAAUGAAUGACUAUCAACAACCAAGUGAGAAUGACACAACAACAAACCAAAAUGAAGAUCCUAAUUAUUACAGCACAGCUGCAAGUGCAAUACCAAUCGUUACGGAUGAAUACAGGAAAGUAAAAGCAAAAUAAAAAUAUAAACACAAACUAAC